AUGCCCGUCCCCACCGGACUCGCGUACCAGUAUGAGCAGACAUCCAUCAUAGCAGAAUGGCCCGCCUCACACGGCAAAGCCCUGGAAAUAGCGCACCGCGAGUUCGUCGAACUGCGCAACGUCCAGGACGAACACAUUCACUUCUGUAUGUUCAUCAAGCGCCACUCGGAGACCGUCAUGAAGUCGCGUAUCAGUCCGACGAUCUGGGAAGGAUUCUUUCAGGGUUUUGUGGCCACGCCUGAUAGGCUGAUGGUGAUGUACGUCGAGGUGGAGAAGCCGAGGAAGUCGGGAUGGGCGGAGAGGUUGAGGUUGGGUAGGGAGAAGGGCAAGGGGAAGAGUGAGAUGUUGGGUGCAGGGGAGGUGCCGGUGAAGAAGGAUGAGGAUCGGGAUGUUGCGGCGAUUGAGAACGACUCUGAGUUGCCCGCGUAUUCGAAGGAGAAGGUUUGA
This is a messenger RNA of Peniophora sp. CBMAI 1063, 447 nucleotides long. The record is from the annotation of a GenBank genome assembly. Lineage: Eukaryota; Fungi; Basidiomycota; Agaricomycetes; Russulales; Peniophoraceae.